UCACAAGUCACUUUUUUCAGUGCCGUUGUAGCUUUCAAUGGUCACUAAAUGAACUGUUGUAAGUUAAGGACUUCUUAUAAUGAAGCAUAGCAUGAAUCAAUAUUUUCAUAUUCCAUAUUUUUAAUUGGAGAAGCAAUUGUGCAUUUUCUAACAGCAAAAUACAAUAUGUACAAAUGUUAUCUUUAUAAAACCAAUCAAAAUGUCACAAAACAGUAAUGAAGCCUGCAAGACUUGGCAACCCGUGACUAUGUGCAAUCAAGUUGAUGUCAAUUUUUAGUGACCAUACAGACAUAUUUCCUACAGGAUGAUCAGUUCCCCAACAUGGUACACUGCCCAGAGUCACCUCUUGCAAGAUGGAAAGCCAUAUAAAUGUAUUCUAUAUAAUAAACAAAAUAUAAUAAUGUCCAACAAUGUACCCAGUGCUGCUGUAAUUAAGUCCAUCUACAUUGCGGUCUUCCUCUUCUUCUCUUUCCUGCCAUCCUUCAAACAUUAUAGAAUUUAUAAGACAGUAAGGUCUUCACAUCAUGUGUCCAAACUAGGAUAAUCUGAGUCUGAGCAUUUCUGCCUUAAAUGAAACUAUAAACUGAGGAUUACUCAUACCUGUUAGUUUGGUCUUUUUCAUAUUUAAACUUAGUCCAAUUUUUUCACUGUGCUUCUUGACUUUCAUUACUAAAGACUGCAGGUCAUUUGCAUGUUCAGUUAUUAGAAUAGUGUCACCAGUAUAGAGAAGGCUCCUCACGUUUCUCCCUUCUUUGGUAUUGGCAUAUAGACUGAAUUUUUUAAAUCAAUUAUUAUCUGUUCAUGGACACCCUUUACCAAUUCAAGGUUGGAAUCACCUUCUGAGUUCAGAGAUCUUUCAGAAGCCUUUGCUUUUCCUUAUCUGUUUUCAUUUUCACCGUCUUUACAUGUGGUUGUAAUAUUGCCCCUUGUCCCUUAUAACAGCACUCUGAAAUUCUUUGUUAAAGUUCCCUCCUGGUAUCUUUGGCUUUCUUGGUGUUGGUUUUUCUCUCCAUGGCAUUUUUUGCAAUUUGCUCUACAUCCAAUUUCAUCAAAUUUCUUCCUUCAUCUUUGUAGCAAUCUCUUCAUAUUUAUUCCUUAUUUCUUUGAUUGUAUUUCACAUUCUGGUUCCUUGUCAAUAAUGUUCAGGACUCUAAAGGAAUUUCUAACAUUCUUGAAAAUGGUGAGUAUAUGUUCAAAAUUAUGUAGACUGGUCAACUUUAUUUUUCUGUUUAGGUUGGUGAUCUGUUUUCUACAACACCCCUGGCCGUAUCUUCACUGUUAUAACUGAUCUCUUCCACUAAGUUUGAUUCCUGUUUACUUCCAUCUGGUGAGGUCCAUAUAUAAAGACAUCAAUUUGGUUGUUGAAACCAAAGAAAUCAUUAGAUUGGCAAAAAUUGCUCCAACAGAUUCUCCAGACUUUUCAGCAACCUCCUAAACCUCAGUCUCCAGUAAUAGAUAAUAAUGUAAUGGCUCAGGUUCAAGCUAUCACAGCUCAGCUGCAGACCAUGACAACACAACCAUCAGAACAAAAGCAUGAUUUCCAAAUACCAGAACAAAAAACAUCUUUUGAUAAGCUGUUGGAUGGCUUUGACUAUGAUGAUGAACCAGAAGCAGUAGAAGAUACAAAAAAAGAAGAGGCCACACCUUCUCCUUCACUCUCUCAACCAACAUUUGGAUUUCCAGGUGAAGGCUUACAACCACCAGUUUAUCCUCAGCUUCCAAAUAUAGAUCAGUUUCAGCAGAGAAUGCUGGGAAUGCAACAGGAUGCAAUGCUUCACCAGGUAAUGGAAACAUUUCCAUUAGAUUAAUUCUUAUUUUUUCAAAAUAUCUAACUAUCUGUCUGUCUGUCCGUCUGUCCGUUGGUCCGUCCGUCCGUCCAUCCAUCCAUCCAUUCUUAUAUAGCAGCCCAUCUAAUGCAGUAGCGUAAGUAUACUCAUCUUGCAGGUUGCUAGAUAAAGUGCUAGACAAGACUCUCUUUUAUAAAUAUUAUUUUCAGUGUAUUCUUUAGCCCAU
Molecule: messenger RNA, 2013 nt
Organism: Crotalus tigris (Tiger rattlesnake)
Lineage: Eukaryota; Metazoa; Chordata; Lepidosauria; Squamata; Viperidae
Product: SR-related and CTD-associated factor 4-like
Exons: 4
Coding region: 1467-1808 (113 amino acids)
Source: RefSeq, a predicted model, not a curated record